AUGCCAGAAACAUCAAUGGAUGUAAAAGAGCAAGGAACCACAAGCAACCAGAGGCAGGGAAACAAGAGAACGUCCCGCCACGCGAAGAGGGAAAUCCGUCAAAAGGCCAAAAACAUCCAAGCCGUUGUCGCCAUCGCCUUCGCCCUCAUCGUCGUCAUCCUCGCAGCCAUGUCAUCUCCAGCUGUCUUCACGCUCAAUAAGCGUCUCUUCAACCCAACAACCUACUCCCGCAUCCAUCAACUCUGGUUCGGCGAUCUCCCCCACUCGGCCACCGUCGCACCGGCCGAGAUUGCCAAGAAGUGGUUUGGCGGAGGCUCGCCGGCCGACAAAGCCGCCUUCGAUCACACCUGCACGACCGCUUUCCGCGACGCUCUGGUAUCCGUAGGGCCAAAGGCUUACCCCUUGCCGCCGCUCGACGCCGCCGGCAACUCCAGCUACGCGGCCGAGCUGGCACAUGCGCCAACCAUCUCAGCGCCCUUCGCGGCGGCGCUCGCAGACGCAGCCAAAGGAGGAGAAGGCGGAAGCAGCAGCGACAUCCGUGCGGGAGAAGAAGCCGCGGCCGACGCGGCGCUGAGCCUGGUGCUGCUGCUGGACCAGCUGUCACGGAACAUCUUUCGGACGGACCAGAAGCUUAUCUACUCGCAUUACGACCGCCUGUCGCGCAGCUUGGUGCGGCAUAUCCUGUCAAGCAGCCCACGCGCGGACCUGCACCCCAAGUUCCGCGCUAAGCCCGUCUUUAGGCUGUGGUUCUACAUGCCGCUGAUGCACUCGGAGUUCCUUGAGGAUCAUCGGAGCUACGAGACGUUGGCGGGCGAGAUGCUGGCGGAGAUGAAGGCGCGGGGGGACAAGGAAGCCGAGGAUUAUGUGAAGCAGAGUCUGGAUUUCGAAAUAAAGCAUAAGAAUAUCAUCGAGAAGUUCGGGAGGUACCCGCACAGGAAUGAAGUCAUGGGCAGAACAAUGACCAAGGAGGAGAGCAAAUGGCUGGAGGCGGGGGGUGAGACGUUUGGCACGGGAAAAUAG
Messenger RNA from Lasiodiplodia theobromae, 1020 nucleotides. RefSeq names its product Transmembrane protein. NCBI's taxonomy places the organism in Eukaryota, Fungi, Ascomycota, Dothideomycetes, Botryosphaeriales, Botryosphaeriaceae. The transcript has a single exon. The record is from RefSeq and is a predicted model, not a curated record. The coding region runs from base 1 to 1020 and encodes 339 amino acids. Gene Ontology annotation, molecular function: protein binding.